UGAGCAGAAACUAGAGUAAUAUGGAGGAAGUGAAGGUAAUAGGAUUCUGGGCAAGUCCAUAUGUUUACAGGGUUACAUGGGCUCUGAAACUCAAGGGAGUUGAAUAUGAAUAUCAAGAAGAGGACAUAUUCAACAAGAGUGAUUUGCUUCUUCAAUACAACCCAGUGCACAAGACGGUUCCAGUAUUUGUUCAUGGUGGAAAGCUGAUUCCUGAGUCGAUUGUCAUUCUGGAGUACAUUGAAGAGACAUGGCCGCAGAACCCUCUGCUUCCAACAGACCCUCAUGCAAGGGCCAUGGCUAGAUUCUGGACAAAGUUUGGAGAUGACAAGAAGCCGGAGUUUCUCGGAUUCUUGGGAAGAACUGGAGAAGAGCAAAGGGAAGCAGUAAAAAGUGCCCAGGAGUGUCUGAAGAUCUUAGAAGAGCAUGGCCUUGAGGAGAAGAAGUUCUUUGAUGGUGACGAGAUUGGAAUGACAGACUUAUCCUUAGGAUGGAUAGCAUUCUACUUUGAGGCCAUGGAAGAAGCAGCUGGUGUACAAGUUCUGGAAGCCACUAGCUUCCCUCGCUUGCACGCAUGGAUCAGAAAUUUCAAGGAAGUUCAGGUGAUUAAAGAAAAUCAUCCUGACCAAGCUCGCCUGUUAGCCUAUUUCAAAUGGCUAAGGGAGAUGUAUGCCAAGCCAGCGACUACUUGAUAUCCUCAUCUAAAUUUCAAACAAUAGCACUUGUACCACGUAUGAAUGACGGUUGAAACAGAACCAAUAAACAAGGAAUGAUAUCAGUGUAUAGUUUUAAUCACAUCAAGUUUAUAUUUGAAACUCUGUAUAAGCUUCACAAAACCUUCAUUAACCACCAGAUGACAAGCUUUUGUGAAAAUAAAUGAGCAGAGGUUCCGAUA
This is a messenger RNA of Fragaria vesca subsp. vesca, 892 nucleotides long. Its product is annotated as glutathione transferase GST 23-like. NCBI's taxonomy places the organism in Eukaryota, Viridiplantae, Streptophyta, Magnoliopsida, Rosales, Rosaceae. Bases 21 to 689 code for a protein of 222 amino acids. The transcript has 2 exons. The record is from RefSeq and is a predicted model, not a curated record.